Messenger RNA from Acanthocheilonema viteae, 7800 nucleotides. NCBI's taxonomy places the organism in Eukaryota, Metazoa, Nematoda, Chromadorea, Rhabditida, Onchocercidae. The record is from the annotation of a GenBank genome assembly.
AUGGAGUUGAAUGAACGAUCAAAGCAAGAACAAGAAAAACAGCAACCAGAAAAAGAAGGAUUUGACUCUUUAAACGACGUUUAUAUGCUUUAUAAGGUGGUUGCGGAAGAAUUCAGUGAGAAAUUACAUCAGAGUAUAUUAAGUGGUGAUAAUGUCGAGUACCUGACUCAUUUUCCGGAUUUAUUGGAAGUGUAUUGUACUGCUGACCGGAACUCAACAUCCCCAAACGUAAUAUCAGAUGAGCAAAUAAUAUGGACAAUAGGAGAAUUUAUCUCAGUUCUCUCAUCACCAAUCGUUUACAGAAGUUUUGGUGGUCUCUAUCAAGAUUGCAUUAUUGAGCUCACUAAAUUUCUGCAACCAUCUAAUGCGCUUUUCGUGCAGAAACAAAUUGUUUUAAUUUUGAAGGGUAUCAUGGAUAAAAAAGGCUUUUUGGUAUUUAAUGUUAAUGAUGACAAAGAACAAAUAAUAUUCACUACCUCAAUGGGUGAUAUCGUUUUAACACCAGUAACAUUUGUUGUCAAUUAUUUGUCAGAUAGUUCUUCGAUUAUUCAGGACAUUUUACUGUUGAGUUUUUUGCAAGUUUUUUCGAAAAAAUUUUUGGAUUUUCGAAUCGAAAUCCGUUUUACAACACGGAACGAUGAACGAAUCAAUUAUGCAGAACGAAGACGUUUUAAUAUAUCUAUGGUUUUGUUUGUUACAGGUCAUCCUCUCAGGUGUAUCGCAAGUGAAGAAUGUAUGGUUAUUACUUUUUUGUAUGGUAAUGAAGUUGUAAGAAUAUUGUAUUUUGACUUACAUGUUGGUGAUCAACAGAAAGCAAUAUUACUUACACAGCGAUUGCUUUCAAUGGAUGCGUGUAAUGCAGUGUUUGCGGAUUUAUUGUUUGAUAAUUUAAUAGCAGUGGAACAAUGGCUUUACGAUUUAACAACUGAAAUGGUUGGUGAUGAAGAACUACGCCUGAAAGAAGCGUUGGAAACUUGUGAACGUACUUUUGGUGAUGUUCUUCGAAAUAUUGAUGAAUGUAAAACCUUUGAUAAAAUUGACUUUUAUCAAUGCCUGAAGUGGACAAAACAAAUUGCGGAAAUAUGUUCCUCACGUCUAAGACCAGAUGAGCGUUUGAUUAAUAUGUUAAUCGAUUUAUGUUCUGUAAAUUUGCGAGUUGAAAAGAGCGUUCGAAAAGAAUGUUGUAUUCUAUCCAAUUAUUUGUAUGCUGUAGUGAGGAAAAUUUUUCAAUGUGAGUUGCAAAUAAAAGCCGAAAAUAUUGGUGAAUUAUUCGAGUUCGUUUUCGUGGUAUUGGAAGAUAAUGAUAUCAAUUCGUCAUUGUUACUGAAUGAACUUAGUGAACAAUUAACAUUUGCUCGACAACGUUAUUUUGACAAUGAGUUGACGAAAUAUUUGCGAAUGAGAGAAAUGAUGAUAGUAGCAUUGAAACAAACAUUGGAAAGCGGUAAAGGCAAUGCUUUUAUUGCUAAGAUUGUUCCUGAAACUGCAGAAGUGAUAGAGAUUAUUGAAAAUAUUUCAAAGAUGCCAGAUGUUGGUAGAGAGGCCUUAGCUGGAUUGAUUUCACUCAUCUUGUCGUUCACUGAAUGUGUCGAGACGAGAGUAGACUUUUGGCUUGCUGUUAUUUCGUUACCGUGGCUCCAAACAGCAGAACUGGUUACUGAUCUGAAACGUUUCAAUCUAGCCUUACCAGCGUUAUCACAAAUUCACAAGUUAUCGUUACGUUGCAGUGAUUAUCUGUCACUCGAUAUCAAAGCGAGUACGAUUCCAGCAUUGGGACAUUUGAAUUUUUGUGCGGAGUGGCGUCGCAAGGUAUACAUCGCAGCCUUAACGUCGGCAGAAAUAUCAUUACUGAGAACAACUGUAGAACAUUUUCCUUCUUUCAUUUUCUCAACAGACAGAAACGAAUUUGAAUUUCUUCUAAACCAUGUGCUUUAUCACGGAAUGCAUGCACUUCAAAAUGAUGAUAAAACUGAAUUAUGUCCUGCUGUUUUAAAAGCAGUGGCAAGAACGUUAUGUUUUGUUAGUAUGGAAAAACGAUUAUCCGAUGAUGAAGUGUGUAUGAUGUGUCGACGAAAAGAAACUGCUAAUCGAAACUUGGAAAUUAAUUUGGACAAAAUUUUUGAACUUGUAAAAAAGGCUAUACAUGGUACUAAUGCAGCAAAAUUAGGUUGCUGUGAGUUGUUGGCCUCCUUGCUAAAUCAUAUAUCCUUCGCAGUAUUGAAAAGAUAUGAAGCAGAAAUACUUUGCACAUUAAUUUUGAUGAAAGAAACAGAUGAAGAUUUGCGAUCCGAAUUUCAAUGGUGCUUAAAACCGAUGAUGGAAUUGAAGCUUGAAAAUGUACAGAAGGAGGUGUUGCAAGUUAUUGGCGAUCUGCAAAAAUUACCAAAAACAUUCGACAGUUUCAAAUUACACGCAAUGUCUUGUUUGGUUAAUUCGCGAGAUGAUAAUCUUUUUUUGAUGUGCUUAAAUCAACUUUUAAAUACAGCAAUUGUAUCUGAUUAUGCAUUUGUUGUCGCUGAAAUCAAGCACGCUAUUGAGGAUCAUAUGGAAAAAUAUGCCCUCAAUUUACACCCUCGACAGUGGUUUCUUCGGAAGAAGAAAUAUAUAAUGGAAAGUUUUACCAAACGGAUAAUCUUUGGAUAUUCUGAAGGGACAAAGCCUCUGAAACGAAAUAAUUUUUCGCAGUUUGUUGAUGAAAGAUUCGGGAAAAGUAUCGAGUAUGCUUUAAAUGUUGUUGUUGAGAUAUUUGAUUUCUCAAGAGAUGAUAUUGAAAGUUUUAUGCGGGAUGCUUGUCCUGAAAUUGUUACUUCCCUUCUGCUAGACUGCAUAGCGGAAAGGGAGAAAGUGCAAAUAGCAUUGGACACUAUUGCACGACUACGACGAAUACAACCCGAAAUAUUGAUGGAAGAAUCUUUGCCGUUAUUAUUAAUCAAACAUCUUUUAAAUAAUUUGUCGACUCAAAUUAUGCAGAAUGCUCUAAAUUUUAUCAGCAUUUAUACAAAAGGAAGUUGUAAUUGGUCAACAUUGGUUUCAAAGAAGGCUUAUGAGUGUACUGUUUGUCUGUUGCAAUAUUUAUCUGUUCAUGAAGAGAAAGCAAUGAUGCAUAUUAAGAAUUUAUACAAAUUAACCUACGGUCGAAAUUGUCCAUUCAGUUUUACCACUUUCAUCAGACAAAGUUAUUUGGGAAUUUUGCUGCACUUUCGACAAGCUGUCAAUGAUGAUCGUUUCUAUGAUGACCGACUGAUAUUAGUAUCAAGCCUCUGUAAAGUGAUGGCAAUGAUCAAAGUAGAUGGCACCGAUUUCCUUGAUAACACAGCUGAUAAAAUGUUAAUUGUUUUACGCGCAUUCACACCAUUAGGCACUGUUGUCAUUGAAUUAUGGAAAGUUUAUUUGAAAACUUUGUCAGAUGAGGUUCUGGUGAAACUUUUGCCGCAGACUCUAGUUUCAAUCAUUCCGUUAUUGCAGUACAAGCAGGCUCGGGAGCUAUUAAGAUAUAUUUUCGAAGAAAGACAAUUGCAUUUUGCAGCGAAUGGAAAAUUUGAACGCAUCGCUUUGGUUUUUUGGAAUAAUCCGAAAAUUUCAAUUAAUGAAUACCUACCACCGGGAGUUGAGAAGUCUCCACCAGAACUGGUUUUUCAUGCAUGCGCUUCUUUACUGAAGGAAAGUUAUGAAGAAGUCGGUGAAGUAAUAUUGCAUAAACUACUAAGUUUGCUAAAUGAAUACAAUGAUUUGUCAGAUAGCUGUUUUGAUAGCGUUGCUGCGGAAUUGGUUCCGUCACUACUUCAAAUCAUACGAAAAAGUUCGUUAGCGGAAUGUCGUUACUUAGCUUCUUUAGCACUUGGUUGUUUGGGUGCUGUCGAUCCAGGUCGUAUUGGUUUAUCACUGAUGCGUAAUACAAAUGCUGAUCGGCAUAAUGCCCGAUUUGUAUUUGUUGAUUCUGGAAAACAGUUUUACAUUGAACUUCUCGAACGAGCGGCGGUAGCUUUUUCUGGAAUACUGGAUGCUAGCAUGCAAGUAGAGUGUUCAUAUAGUAUUCAGACUAUUUUACGAGAACUGCUUGGAAAACAUGGUUCAGAGAGUUCGCAUUUGUGGGACUCAUUAAGCGACCAAUGUCGAAACUCGUUGUCGAUGCUCAGGAAAUCAAGUUUUAUAUUGCAUAAGCCUUUCCAAUAUCUUCCGGCAAAAAGGCCAAUAAUUGAAUGCGAGGAAGUGAAAGAUUUCAGAAGCUGGUUGAACCUAUGGUAUAAAAUAACAGCUUCAAAGAUACGCGAUGAGAAAUUGAAAAUUUUUUUCGGUGCUUUAGAAGGCUUAGUAAAUGCAGAUAUCGUUUUUGCUGGCUUCAUCUUACCGCAGUUAAUUCUUCAGAUUAUUAUUGAGCAUAACCUCACGUAUAUGGAUGAGAUUGGCAUGGAAAUGAUUGCAGUUCUGCAGAGGUCAAUCGUUGAUAGUGGAUGGCCUAGAUCGGCUGCACAUCUGAUUUUUGCAGUUGUCGAUUGUCUGGAGCGAUUUAUAUAUCAUCGUCGAUCUCUAAAAAUUCCAACCGAUAGGGUUCUCUUGCGUACUAUAGAAAUUCUGUCAAAUGUAACGAUACAGAGAUCGGAUGAUGGAAAUUGCUUAAUCGUUGCUGCAGCUACAGUAUGUCAUUGCACGACAAGAGCAUUGAAAUGGUGUGAGCAGUAUGCAAUUGGUUAUGAUGAAAAUGGCCAGACGUUAUUUAAACCAGAUCAGUUCAGCUUUCUUGAGAAAAUUUAUUUUGAUCUGGGUGAUAUGGAUGGUGUAGCUGGAGCUUUUGAAACGAUACGUUUCUGUGCUGAACCAACCAUAAACGACCGGAUUUUAUCGUUAGAAGCCGAUGGAAAUUACUGGGAUGCAUUACCUUUGUAUAGAAAAUCAAACAAUGUGGAGAUGGGUCCUUCCUAUAUCAAAUGUUUAUUGCGUCUGAAUGAACCGCGAUUAGCGCUGAGCGGAAUUAUUGAUUUGUUACAAGGAUCGGAAAAUAUCGAAUUUCAAGAAAAAUUGCGUUCAUGUCAAUUGGAAGCAAUGUGGCAGUUGCAACUCUGGGAUGACUUAACAGAUUCGUUGUGUAAGAAACCUGAAGCAACAGUAUGUGGUGCUACAUAUGCAAGCGUAAUUUGUACCCUGAGAAAUCAGCAGUUCAAUUUAAUGGAUGAUUUUUUAAUCAAUGCUCGAAUGCGUUUGGCAGAUGCACUGACUGCUAUGACGAUUGAAGAUUCAGAUACUUAUACACAAGCUUAUAAAACUAUUACACAAUUGCAUAUAAUGGCAGAAGUAGAGGAUGCGAAGAGUUCACUGAAGCUAGAAAAUGGCGGAAUUUUAACAGUGGAAGAUUUGUCCAAAGUUUUGAGUGUUUGGCAGAAACGUGCAGCAAAAGCGAUUCAAAGCGGUAGCGUUUUGGAGCCGAUUUUGAGUACUCGUCGAAGCCUAUUGGGCUUGUUAAAAGGUGACAUUGGACGAGAUUCGAUUUGUGAUCUCUUUUUGCAGAGUUGUCGUUUAGCGAGACAUGAUGGGCAUCUACAAGUUGCUUGGUCAUACCUUAGUCAGGCAAAGGCAUUAAAUGUUAACCAAUUUGAAGUUGAAAUGGAAGAAGCUCGAUAUCUUUUUCAGAAGGGAAAUCAAGUCCAAGCAAUACAAAUUCUUUCAAAUUUGUUGAAAAGACGUUUUUUGGACGAGAUGCAGCAACUGAAAAAUAUCUCAUGUGACGGAAAAGAUUUUUGUUGCAGUGAGGAAAACUACUCUAGGGAAUUGAAAAAGGGAAAUGAAGAUUUUGUCAAGGCACAAUUACUAUUUGCCGAAUAUUCAUUAAGAGCAGGAGCCAGUAGUUAUGGAGAUUUUUAUAAGACAUAUUUUUCACUUCCUUUAAUUGCUGAACAGUCUGAAGAUUUGUUUUAUCGAGUAGCCGUCUUCUUAGAUAAAUAUUUAUACAGCAAGAACGAAAAUGCUGAAGCUCAUAAUGUUACAAUGAUUUUAAAAGCCUACAGGCGAGUGCUGAAGCAUGGAAAAAGUUAUUUGUUUCAUGUUAUGCCACGAAUGUUAAGCAUCUGGUUGGAUUAUACACAGAAAAUGGUUGAAAAUGGAAGUAUGCAGCCACCAAUGAAAGUACACAUAAGAGGAUUACCAUUAAAAAGUUCAGCAAGCGAAGAUAAAUGUGUUAGAGAGAUGAAUGGAGUAAUAUACGAUGGUUUCAAAUGCAUUGAUCAUUAUAUGUUUUAUACAGCAUUUGCUCAGCUAAUUUCUCGUAUUACUCAUCCAAAUGAGGAUGUCUUUCAAACGUUGAAGAAGAUUCUAUCUACAUUAAUAGUAGAAUAUCCACAUCAGUGUUUAUGGCAGUCUAUUGCUGUCUUUCGUUGUGACGCUGAUAAGCAACCAUUACGUUUCACCCGUUGUCGCGCUGUAUACGAUUUAGCUAAACGGAGUGAUGAAACUGGUCUAUUAAAAAUUUUAAUUCCACAAUAUGAAUAUGUUGCAGCUGCUUUUAUCAGGGUUGCGGAAGACAGUUGUCCAAUAGGUACACAAUCGCCAUUCAGCCAACGUUAUGCUUAUCUUUCAGAAUAUUUUCAGAGCGGUAAAAUAAGUCCGAUAAUUUGGACAGCAGAAGGAGGUCAGGAAAAAGAUAAAAAAGAAUCGGUUCGACCAUCAGUCGUUGUACCAUUGCAUAAGAUGAUCGAACAAGCGAUUCCAACCAGUGUUUUGAGCACAUUAUCACAAUUUCCGGAUGCGAAUUUGGAAAAAACUAUGCCAGAAACUUCGAGUAACAUGAAAUUGAGCACCAUAUAUAUUCACUCAAUUGAUGAAGAAUUUACUGUAAUGAAGUCAUUAGUUCGUCCCAAAAGGAUUACCAUAGUGGGAUCUGAUGGUAAAAAAUAUCCGUUGAUGUGUAAAGCAAAAGAUGAAUUGCGUAAAGAUGCUCGUCUUAUGGAUUUCAAUCGGGAUGCUGGUGGUUUAAUUGAAUGGAUUCCAAAUCUCCAAACUUAUCGAAGUCUUGUGGAGCAGCUGUUAAAAGAAAAAUGUAAUAGCGUAAUGACCGAUAAAGAAUGGUUUGCUCGAUGGGUACCUAAUGGAACCGAUGAAGAAAAAUUGGCAAGAUUACGGACCGAGUACUAUCCAAGACAUCCAAUUGUGAUGCCGGAAUGGUUCAGGCGUUCAUUUCCGGACUCAUGUCGUUGGUACGCUGCACGUUUGGCUUUUACAUAUACAUCAGCAGUAAUGAGUAUGGUAGGUUUUAUACUGGGGCUCGGAGAUCGGCACGGUGAGAAUCUCUUACUUGAUCUUAUCAAUGGUGAUGCGAUUCAUGUGGAUUUCAAUUUAUUGUUUAACAAAGGAGAGAAUUUAAAUGUUCCUGAAGUAGUUCCAUUCCGUUUGACGCGCAAUAUUGUUGCUGGUUUCGGGGCAACUGGUGUUGAGGGCGCAUUUCGUCGUUCAUGUGAAACAACAAUGCGUGUAUUACGUGAACAUGAUGAGGCAUUACUCACUGUUUUGCAAACAUUUGUACAUGAUCCACUUCUAGAAUGGAUGCAUAGCGAAAGUCGAGCUCAGCAAUAUAAGCAGCGAAAGCGAAAUGAAAUCAAAUUAUCACCGUCAGUAGCUCAACAACAGGCACAAGAAGCAAUCGACAUGAUCCGAUCCCGUUUGAUAGGUCACAUUAUAACGCCAAAAAUUUACCGCACAGAGACGAAUAACCCACCAAUGAGUAUUGAAGGACAAGUAGGUCGACUGAUUGAUAUUUCUUGCGAUGAAUUAAAUCUUGCUCGAAUGUAUAUUGGCUGGUGUCCGUUUAUAUAA